This is a messenger RNA of Closterium sp. NIES-65, 3984 nucleotides long. The record is from the annotation of a GenBank genome assembly. NCBI's taxonomy places the organism in Eukaryota, Viridiplantae, Streptophyta, Zygnematophyceae, Desmidiales, Closteriaceae.
AUGGAUUUGGCGGGGUUCGGCCUGGAGCGAGUGGCGAGCCUGGAGGAGGGCAGCGACGCCGAGGACUGGGAGGAGCCCGCCCGCCACGACGCCAACGGCGCCACGGAGGCGACCGGCAACGACUCCGCUGAAGCCGCGUCUCCGGCCGCCACGGACCGCCGCGAUUCUCCCAGUCGCGACGACUCGCAGUCGCAAUCGCCGUCGCGGUCGUCGCGAUCGUCGUCGUCGCAGUCGUCUAGGUCGUCGGCGUCGUCGCGGUCAUCGCACAGCGACGGGGAGAGUGAAGAUCGAGGCGCUGGGGACGAGAGGAGGGAAGGCAAUGGGGAGACAGAGGAGGAGAAGGAAGAGGGGUAUGACGGAGAAGGGAUGGGAGGGGAUGUGAAGGGCAGCGGUGGCGAGGAGGCGACGGGACGAGACCCGCGGGGUGAUGGCGGCAAGGAGGGGGGAAUGGCGGAUGGGGGGACGGGGCUGGGCGUGAACCUGGACUUUGAUGAGGACGACGGGAGUGACUAUAACGAGUCCAGUGACGGCGCGGGCGAGGCAGCAGAGGGGGAUGAGCGGCCGGCGAAGCGGAUGGAGGCGGGCGGGGCAGGCGAGGCGGAGGGGCUGCUGGUGCGCGUGGUGGCGGACCACUACAGCCGGCGCGACAACCAGCAGCGGCACGAGCGCGAGGCGAGUCCCAUCAUCCACCUGAAGAAGCUCAACAACUGGAUCAAGUCCGUGCUCAUCCGCAUGCACACCCACCCCGCCCGUGGCGCGCGCGUGCUGGACCUGGCGUGCGGCAAGGGCGGCGACCUGACCAAGUGGGCGCGCGUCAACGUGGGCUUCUACCUGGGCGUGGACGUGGCGGAGGGCUCCGUGCACGACGCCAUGGCGCGCUACAACGGUGACUCGCACCGCGGCCUCGCCGGGGGGGAGGGGGGGGACGGAGACAGACGGCAGAUGCGCUUCCCGGCGAAGCUGGCGUGUGCGGACUGCUUCGGCGUGGCGUUGGACCGCGAGUUGCUGCCGUGGGCGCCCUUUGACAUCUGCUCCACGCAGUUCGCGCUGCACUACUCCUUCGAGACCGAGCAGCGCGCUCGCUGCGGGCUGCGCAACAUCGCAGCGCUGCUGCGGCCGGGCGGCAUGUUCAUCGGCACCAUCCCCGAUGCCAACGUGCUCGUGCAGAAGCUGCGUGCCUCGCCGAACCUCAGGUUCGGCAACUCAGUCUACUCUAUAGAAUUCGCCCCGGAGUUCACCUCGAAGAAGUUCCCCUCGGCACGGCCAUACGGCAUCCGGUACGAGUUCCGGCUGGAGGACGCGGUGGACUGCCCCGAGUGGCUCGUGCCGUUCGCCUUCCUGCAGCGCCUGGCGGGCGAGUACGGGCUGCAGGUGGUCCACCACGCCAACUUCCACACCUUCAUCAAGACGCACGCCGCCGUCGAGCCGCACGCGUCACUGCUGCGGCGCAUCGUGGGCGAGCGGUGGCGCGAGGAGAUGACGGCGGACGAGUGGGACGCGGCGUACCUCUACUGCGUCUUCGUCUUUCGCAAGGAGGGCACUGCUGGGGCUGAGGGGGGUGGGGCUGUAGGGGAGAGGAGGGAGGAGCUGACACGUCAGCGUGCUGAGCUGGCGGCGUUCUUCCACGUGGGCAUGAACACGUUCACGGACCGCGAGUGGGGCACAGGCCGCGAGGACCCGCGGCUGUUCGACCCGGCGGCGCUCAACGCGACGCAGUGGGUGGACACCGUCAAGGCCGCCGGCUUCCAGCUGGUGGUGCUGACGGCCAAGCACCACGACGGCUUCUGCCUCUGGCCCUCCGCGCUCACCAACCACUCCGUGCGCCGCUCGCCCUGGAAGGCCGGCCGGGGGGACGUCGUCGCUGACGUGGCGGCGGCGGCGCGGGCGGCGGGCGUGGGGUUGGGGUUAUACCUGUCGCCGUGGGACCGCAACGCGCGGGCGUAUGAGGAGGGCGCUGCGGCGUACAACGCCUUGUAUGAGGGGCAGCUGCGCGAGCUGCUCACCCGGUCAGUGAGCGGGGAUGGGGAUGGGGUGGGGGAUGCUUAUGCGACAGUGGUGAGGGCAGUGGUGAAGACAGUGGUGAGGGCAGUGGUGAAGACAGUGGUGAGGGCAGUGGUGAAGACAGUGGUGAGGGCAGUGGUGAAGACAGUGGUGAGGGCAGUGGUGAAGACAGUGGUGAGGGCAGUGGUGAAGACAGUGGUGAGGGCAGUGGUGAAGACAGUGGUGAGGGCAGUGGUGAAGACAGUGGUGAGGGCAGUGGUGAAGACAGUGGUGAGGGCAGUGGUGAGGGCAGUGGUGAGGGCAGUGGUGAAGACAGUGGUGAGGGCAGUGGUGAAGACAGUGGUGAGGGCAGUGGUGAAGACAGUGGUGAGGGCAGUGGUGAAGACAGUGGUGAGGGCAGUGGUGAGGGCAGUGGUGAGGGCAGUGGUGGAAACUUCCUGUUCACCCCUUCACGUCCUCACUGCUGCCACUAACAACUCCUCUUCCCCUGUCCUGCUCCACCUCUCUCUCUGCUCCCUGCCUCCCUGUGGCAUUUUCUCUCCAUUCCUGCUUCGCCACUCCACUCACUCCCGUGGUGAGGGUGCGAUGCAGCACGCUCAUAGGAGGAGCAGCUUGACCCCAAGCCACACCCAAGCCACGUGUGCCGCCCUCCCCUGCCGUCCCGCCUGCGCCCUGCCUUGCAGCUACGGGCCCGUGGCGGAGGUGUGGCUGGACGGCGCCAAGGGGGACCGCCGCCCCAUGACCUACCACACUGCCACGUGGCAGGCUCUCAUUCGGCAGCUGCAGCCGGCAGCGGCGGUGUUUUCAGCGCAGGGCCCCGACAUGCGAUGGGCGGGCAACGAGCGCGGCGAGGCGGGCGAGCCGUGCUGGGCCAUGGUGAACGGCAGCCAGCUCACGCUGGAGGGGUGGGACACGGACCAUGCAUGCCAUCCCAACCCCACACCCCUACAUCCCACCCUCCUAACCACCCAUAACCCAUCCGCCACCUGCAGCUACCUGAACCACGGUGACGUGGCGGGCACGGACUGGAUGCCAGCGGAGUGUGACGUGUCCAUCCGCCCGGGGUGGUUCUGGCACCCGUCAGAGCGCCCCAAGCCCCCCGCCCACCUGCUGGACCUCUACUUCGCCUCAGUGGGGCGCGGGUGCUCGCUGCUGCUCAACGUGCCGCCCAACACCACGGGCCUGCUGCAUGGGGAGGACGUGCAGCGUGUGGGGCAGUUGGGCCGCGCGCUCUCAGUGCUGUUCCAGGAGGAGGUCAGCGCCGGUGCUCGCGUGCACGCCAGCACCGUGUAUGGCUGCGAGGGGGGAUGGAGGCGGAAGGAAGAGGAGAAGAGGGUUUUACCAAGGGAAUGGUUUGGGUUGGGGUUAUGGGGAUGGUGGGGGGGUUGGGGGCGAGGGAGUGGGUGUGAGUACGGGCCUGAGAAUGUGCUGAGUGCUGGGGAUGGCACCUUUUGGGCGGCCGAGGAUGGGGUGCUGUCUGCCACUGUCCAGUUCGACCUCGGGCAGGUGAAAACCUUUCAUGUGGUUCGGCUGGAGGAGCCUGUGGCGUACGGGCAGAGAAUAAAAUCGUUCACAGUGGAGGUGCUCGACCCAGACCCUGCUGGUGCAGCCGCCGCCAUUCCAGCUGCCCCUGCGGCCGACGUUGGUGGUGCCGGUGCUGGUGGGUGUGGGCCAGGCGGGUGCAAUUCCGGGGAUGGUGUGCUGCCGUCCCUACCUGCGCUGCCGGGCCUGGGAGAGCAUGCGCUCCACACACUGCAUGGCGCCCAGGGGGCGGCACGCAGCAUGCUGGGGAGGACAGGGAGUGCUGGGAGGGCGGGGGAGUGGAGGGUGAUAGCGAGGGGUAGUACGGUGGGGCGCAAGAGGCUGUUUCGGUUGGAAGCAGUGAGCGCGCGGCAUGUGAGGCUCGUCAUUCACGAUGCCAGGGCUGUCCCGCUGCUCUCCUUCUUUGCGCUCUACAGAAGCGGCGAUUUGAGCACCAUAUGA